ACACCACGGUUAUUUUUUCUUUUUUUUUCAUAGAAACCGCAAUGAGCUUGCUGAGACCCUUGAGCUCCUGAAAGCGCAAAUUGAUCCGGCCCUGUUGAAAACCAGCAGUUCGCAGCAGGAGAAUUCGUCACGCGAAAGCCCAAGCACAGAAGACGAAGACGCCAAAAAGGGGGAUGAAACAUCUGCACAAGAAAAUUCGUUAAAAAUCAAAGAAAAAAAAGAGGAGGUGGAGGAAGAAUCAGUGGAAGCGGAAAGCCUUCCUCUUCCGGUGGUCAAAGAGGAUGAAAAUACGCUGAAAAUUGAGAAAGUGGAAGAAAAAGAAAUUAUAAAGCUGCCAGUAAUAGUCAAAUUAGAGAAACCUUCAGAAUACAGCGAAGAAAAGCCAACUGUCAAAGAAGAAAGCGAUUCCUUUAAGGAGAACGUCAAGCCUGUGAAGGUGGAGGUGAAGGACAACAAAAUAGAAGCAAAAGACUUAAAAGAAGUAAAAAGUUGUACAGACAAGAUAGCAGUGCAUGAGCCGGAGAGGUUAGAAUUUUGUGUUAAUGUCAAAACUCCCCAAGAAAUUGUAGAGAAAUCUGUGGAAGAAAGUGAGAAGCUCAAAAACGACCAGCAGGCCAAAAUACCGCUGAAGAAGCGAGAGAUCAAGCUGACGGACGACUACGACAGCCCCAUCAAGGGGCCCCUGUGUAAGUGUGUGACUCCCACCAAGGAGGUGUUGAAGGAGGAAGGGAAACCGGAGGAAGAAGCUUUUAAGAGAGUCCCCACGAUUACCGCUUUGUGUCCUGAUGGGAAAGUGCUAGUAAACGGGGAGGUUAGCUGUGAGAGAGUGACCCCAAGCGUCAUACACAACAGCAGGUCCGAACACUCCGCUGGCCCGAAGGAAGAGAGCGGCUCGUUGAAGGAGAGGAACGGAAAAAGCGGGGAGAAGGUGUCAGAGGCUGUUAGUAAAAUGAUAAAAACGUGCGAGGUUGAGAAAAAGGUGGGAACUGCGGUGAAGGAAACGGGGGCUGCGGUUUCCGAGGUUUCUAAUCAGAAAGUGCCUUCGAAGGAGGAAUCCGGUCCUGUGGAAAAAGAGCCCCUUGACAGCACGAGCGCCGAAACGGGGGCAGAAGCGUCUGCCAGCGCCGAGGACUGUGCCAAAGCAAUGGAAGAGAAACCGGGCGUGAGAGUCAAAACGGACAGACUCUCGCCACCCAAAGAAUGUUUAGGGAAGCCCCCGAAUCCUUCGGCUCCCACAGAGCUGCCCACGCCUGCGCUGCCUGAUGGAGAGACGUUGAAAAGUGAAGGCGAGUCUGAGGAGAAGCCGGAGUCUCCAAAAGCUGCUGAGGUGCCCCCGCCCUCCUCUUCUCCCAUUACUUUGGAGAAGCCCGUUUUGGAAAAGGAGGGCUCCGACAAUAAAACGCCGCUCCCUGAGGAGAGCAACGUAGCGUCAAAAUCCAGCCCUGAACAGCAAGAGGAAGAGCCGGAAGCCGCCAAAGCAGAGACGGAUAGAUUAGGCGACGCCCACGCCUCUCACCUCGAGGACGCCUCCGAAAGCAAAAAGGAAUCUCCCCCACCUAAAAGCAAAUUUAAAUAUAAGCUGGUUUCUGAAGAAGAAAGCUGCGCAACAGAUAACAAAGAAAUAACGUCUGAAAGACAGAAGGAAGGGAUUAAAUUAACAAUCAGGAUCUCCAGCCGGAAGAGGAAGGCGGAAACGCCACCGGAAGACGUCAGCGCUGGCCGCACAUUAAGGCGAUCUCCGAGAAUAUCCAAGCCGACUCCGAAAGUUGUGGAGACUCGGGAUCAGAAAUCUGACAAAAAACGACCUGAGGAGGAGGAGGAGAAACCUGCAGCAGCGCAAAAACCGGAACGAAAAGAAGAUGCGAAAAAGCAAGAGAAGGAGUCAAACUCGAAGGUGAACAAGAGAAGCAAAGUGCGGUGGACGGGUACGCGAACACGUGGCAGGUGGAAAUACUCAAGUAACGAAGAAAGUGAGGACUCGGAGAGUGAAAAAAACUCUGAGGAGGAGGAAGGAGAGGAAGAAGAGGAGGAAGAAGAAGCUGCACCUGCUGAUGACGAUGAGCCGUGCAAGAAGUGUGGCCUUCCCAAUCACCCUGAGCUGAUUUUGUUGUGCGACUCCUGUGACAGCGGGUACCACACAGCCUGCCUUCGCCCUCCUUUGAUGAUAAUCCCCGACGGAGAGUGGUUCUGCCCGCCUUGCCAGCACAAAUUACUCUGUGAGAAAUUGGAAGAGCAAUUACAAGAUCUGGAUGUUGUCUUGAAGAAGAAGGAGCGUGCAGAACGCAGAAAAGAGCGGCUGGUGUACGUGGGUAUCAGCAUUGAGAACAUCAUUCCACCCCAGGAGCCAGAAAUACCCGAAGGUCAUGAAGAAAAGAAGAAAGAUUCCAAAAAGCCAAAAUCGAAGCUGCUUGAAAGGAGGUCUACCAGAACCCGGAAGUGCAUAAGCUACAGGUUUGACGAGUUUGAUGAGGCGAUUGAUGAGGCGAUUGAAGACGAUAUCAAGGAGGCUGACGGAGGAGGCAUUGGCAGAGGCAAAGACAUGUCUAAUAUCACGGGUCACCGUGGAAAAGACAUUUCCACAAUCCUAGAGGAAGAAAGGAAGGAAAACAAGCGACCGCAAAGGGCCGCUGCAGCACGACGCAAGAAACGACGGCGACUGAAUGACUUGGACAGUGACAGUAACCUGGACGAGGAAGAGAGUGAGGAUGAAUUCAAGAUCAGUGACGGAUCUCAGGACGAGUUUGUUAUAUCGGAGGAAAAUCCAGAUGAGAGCGAAGACGACCCACCAUCGAACGAAGACAGUGAUUCCGAGUUCUGUGCCCGCAUAUCCAGGCGACACCUCUCCAGGCCCAUGAGGCAAAGCAGGCGGUUACGAAGGAAAACGGUCAAGAAAAAAUACUCUGAAGAUGACGAAGACGAAGAUUCCGAGGACAAUUCAAGCAGAGAAUCUG
Molecule: messenger RNA, 2951 nt
Organism: Eurypyga helias (sunbittern)
Lineage: Eukaryota; Metazoa; Chordata; Aves; Eurypygiformes; Eurypygidae
Gene: RSF1
Product: remodeling and spacing factor 1
Exons: 10
Biological process (GO): regulation of DNA-templated transcription
Cellular component (GO): RSF complex
Source: RefSeq, a predicted model, not a curated record